GUACAUGAUACAGUUUAUACAAUAUACAAACAGAAUCCCAAAAAGACGCAUUGCCCGUAUACAUUUCUUUUCCACUGUCAGGUGACGGCUUACAAAUUAAAAUCAUUCCGUUUGAAAUCAUAUUUUCCUAUUACAGUUAUUCAUUUUAGUUUUACGUAUUGUUUAUUUUCCAUUUUGCAAUCAUGGACAAUAUCACCAAAAACUUGAAUAACACAAGUAUAGAUUCUGGCAAGAAUAAUUACUCAACUGAAGUACAGAAUAGCACUGCCAGUGAUGAAGAUAAAGAAUUGGCACCAUCUGAAAAAUCAUUGUUACAAAAGAUUGUACGUACAGGUCUCAUAACAUCUAAACAUGAUAUUGAAGUGCAAAGACGUGACCCAAAAUCACCACUGUAUUCAGUCAAGUCGUUUGAACUGCUUAAACUUCAUCCAAACUUGCUUAGAGGAGUUUAUGAAAUGGGAUAUAAUGCACCAUCCAAAAUACAAGAAACAGCUUUGCCUUUGCUUUUAGCCAACCCUCCUCAGAAUUUGAUUGCUCAAUCACAGUCUGGUACUGGAAAAACAGCAGCUUUCGUUUUGGCUAUGUUAAGUAGAGUUGAUCCAGAAUUACAAUAUCCACAAGUAGUUUGUUUAUCUCCUACUUAUGAAUUAGCUAUUCAAACUGGAGAAGUUGCGGCAAAAAUGUCGACCUACUGUCCUAAUAUCAGGCUUAGAUAUGCUGUUCGUGGUGAAGAUGUUGAAAAAGGUUCAAAAAUAGAAGAGCAAAUAAUUGUUGGCACUCCUGGUAAAGUUCUAGAUUGGGCAACUAAGUAUAAAUUUUUUGACCCGAAAAAUAUUAAAGUAUUUGUCUUGGAUGAAGCUGAUAUUAUGGUUGAUACUCAAGGUCAUCAAGAUCAAAGUUUCCGUAUUAGAAAGUUACUUCCAGAAACUUGUCAGAUGAUGUUCUUUUCUGCUACAUACACAGAAGAUGUAAUGAGAUUUGCUAAUGCUAUUGCACCUAUGUCAGUCAUUAUAAGAUUAAAACGUGAAGAAGAGACUUUAGAUAAUAUUAGACAAUAUUAUGUUAACUGCAACAACAAAGAAGAUAAAUAUAAUGCAUUAGUUAAUAUUUAUGGAGGUGUUACAAUUGGACAAGCAAUGAUUUUUUGUCAGACAAAGAAAAUGGCUCUAUGGUUAGUGAAUCAAAUGACAGAACAUGGACAUGCUGUAGCUCUAUUAUCUGGUGAACUUACUGUUCAACAAAGAAUAUCAGUCUUAGAUAGUUUUCGUGAAGGAAAAGAAAAAGUCCUCAUCACAACAAAUGUUUUAUCUAGAGGUAUUGAUAUUGAACAAGUGACAAUUGUUAUUAAUUUUGAUUUGCCUGUGACAGUUACUCGUGAGCCAGAUUAUGAUACAUACUUACACAGAAUUGGACGUACUGGACGUUUUGGUAAAAAAGGUAUUGCUAUUAACCUCGUUAGCGGUAGUAGUGAUCAUGCUAUAUUGAAACAAAUAGAAGAACAUUUUUGUAAGCCAAUUGAAUGUUUAAACACUGAUAAUGCUGAUGAUAUGGAAAAAUUAGGAGCUGAAGAUUAAUAUUGUACAAUUAUACUAUUGUAAAACAUAUAUGUAAAUUAUGUUUAUAUCUUAAAAAAUUACUA
Sipha flava (yellow sugarcane aphid) is the source of this 1639-nucleotide messenger RNA. RefSeq names its product ATP-dependent RNA helicase DDX19A-like. Gene Ontology annotation, cellular component: nucleus; cytoplasmic stress granule. Gene Ontology annotation, biological process: poly(A)+ mRNA export from nucleus. Gene Ontology annotation, molecular function: ATP binding; RNA helicase activity; RNA binding. The record is from RefSeq and is a predicted model, not a curated record. The transcript has 9 exons. Lineage: Eukaryota; Metazoa; Arthropoda; Insecta; Hemiptera; Aphididae. The coding region runs from base 183 to 1574 and encodes 463 amino acids.